Lates calcarifer (barramundi perch) is the source of this 5185-nucleotide messenger RNA. RefSeq names its product ubiquitin specific peptidase 4 (proto-oncogene) (gene usp4). Gene Ontology annotation, biological process: protein deubiquitination. NCBI's taxonomy places the organism in Eukaryota, Metazoa, Chordata, Actinopteri, Centropomidae. Gene Ontology annotation, molecular function: cysteine-type deubiquitinase activity. The record is from RefSeq and is a predicted model, not a curated record. Bases 136 to 3168 code for a protein of 1010 amino acids. The transcript is spliced from 22 exons.
AGUGCAUCAGCAGCAACGGUUGACUGUGUACCGACCGUAGAGGAAGAACGUUUCCCGUGAGCAGCGCUGCUCUGAAGCUCGCUCAAGUGUGUCUCUCUUCCAUCCGCGCGUUCCCGAUACCGGCACACUCGCUGCAUGAUGGCCGAGGGAGGCGGACCCGAGUCGGGUGGCGCGGCGGACUCCGACUCGGAGCCGGUAGCCGCACAAAUGCCAACCCCUUCAACCGAAAGUCAGAAACAGACUAUUGGGUCACUUUUGAAAACUACUCUAAGAAAGGGCGACGAAUGGUAUCUAAUAGACAGCCGGUGGUUCAAACAGUGGAAGAAGUAUGUAGGGUUUGACAGCUGGGACAUGUACAAUGUUGGAGAACGUAGCCUCUAUCCAGGACCAAUUGAUAGCUCCGGGCUGUUCUCAGACCAGGAGACUCAGGCCCUGAAAGAGCACCUUAUAGAUGAGCUGGACUAUGUCCUUGUACCCACUGAGGCAUGGAAUAAGCUUGUCAGCUGGUAUGGCUGCCUUGAGGGCCAGAGACCCAUCGUCAGGAAGGUGGUUGAACAUGGCAUGUUUGUCAAGCACUGUAAAGUGGAGGUCUAUCUGCUGGAGCUGAAUUUGUGCGAGAAUGACAACAUGGACAACGUGGUCACACGUCAUUUCAGUAAAGCUGAUACCAUAGAUACUAUUGAGAAAGAGAUGAGGACGCUGUUCAAUAUCCCAUCAGAGAAGGAGACACGGCUCUGGAACAAAUACAUGAGCAACACCUAUGAGCAGCUGAACAAACCAGACAGCACUGUACAGGAUGCUGGGCUCUUCCAGGGGCAGGUGCUUGUGAUUGAGCGCAAGAAUGAGGAUGGCACAUGGCCCAGACAAGCCUCCCAUCCCAAAUCCAGUACAACCCCAUCCAGGAAUUUCACUACCUCCCCAAAACUCUCCUCUAACUCAUCAGCCAGCAUCUCCUCAACAGUAACCAACGGAGACAGCAGCUGUAGCCCUGGAUACACACUCAACAACAGCACCUCAUCUGGCAACAGAUUGGGGGGCUACAAUUUGUACAGCUCCUCCUACAACUACAGAGAGUCACAGUCACAGCCUGGCCUGUGUGGUCUCAGUAAUUUGGGCAAUACAUGCUUCAUGAACUCUGCCCUCCAGUGCCUGAGCAAUGCAUCACCACUCACAGAAUACUUCCUCAAUGACCAGUAUGAGGCAGAGAUUAACCGAGAGAAUCCCCUAGGAAUGAGGGGUGAGAUCGCUGAGGCCUAUGCAGAUCUAGUAAAGCAAAUGUGGCUGAGCCGUAGCAGCUACGUGGCCCCACGCACCUUCAAAACCCAGGUUGGACGCUUUGCCCCCCAAUUUUCAGGCUAUCAGCAGCAGGACUCACAGGAGCUGUUGGCCUUCCUGCUUGACGGGCUCCAUGAAGAUCUGAACCGUGUCAAGAAGAAGCCUUACCUGGCCCUGAGGGAUGCAGAGGGCCGUCCCGAUGAGAUUGUUGCCAAGGAAGCCUGGACAAACCACCGCUUGCGCAAUGACUCUAUCAUAGUUGAUAUUUUCCACGGCCUCUUCAAAUCCACUUUGGUGUGCCCAGAGUGCUCCAAGGUGUCUGUCACCUUUGACCCAUUCUGCUACCUCACACUGCCCCUGCCCAUGAAGAAGGACCGUACCAUGGAGGUUUUCCUGGUGCGAUCCGACCCUCAGUCAAGACCCACACAGUAUCGAGUGGUGGUCCCCAAACUGGGUACAGUGACAGACCUGUGCAGCGCCCUGUCCAAACUCUGUGGAAUCCCUCCUGAAAAUAUGGUGGUGGCAGAUGUUUACAAUCACAGGUUCCAUAAAAUUUAUAGACGGGAUGAUGGCCUCAACCAAAUAAUGGAAAAAGAUGACAUCUUUGUGUAUGAGGUACAGGAGGAGGACAGUGAGAGGAUGAACCUGCCUGUGUAUUUCAGGGAGCGCCACUCCAAGCAUGCUGGGAGUUCCACAAGCACCAUGCUGUUUGGCCAGCCUUUACUCAUCACCGUGCCCAGACACAACCUCAUAGCAGACGUUCUAUAUGACAAGAUCCUGGAGAGGAUCGGGCGCUAUGUAAAACACGCCCCGAGCCCCAGCACUGAAAGCAGGGCCUCAGCCUCAGCCACCUUUGCCAGCUGCAGCCAGGCUCCUGAAUGUUCCACAUCGUCUAGUCUCAACGCUGGCCUGGGCGGCUGUGGCAGUCCCCUGUCGGACGGAGCCUCCUGUAGUGCCAGCUCUAGUAACGGCAGCAACCACUCAGGGACCUGCAAUGAAAGUAAUGGGCUAUAUGAUGGUGAAGAGGAAGCCAUGGACCACCAGGUGAGCCCAGAGCCAGAGAAUGGCCAGUCUGAAGAGGAGGAAGAGGAGACCUCUGACUUGGAAAAUGGGUCUAAAGGAGACGGAGCCAAGCAGUGCUCUUCACCAGCCAAGCUCUUCACUUUCAGCAUUGUUAACUCUUAUGGGACAGCCAACAUCAGCCCACUGCCUUGUGAUGGAAAUGUCCUCAAACUUAAUCCACAUUCCACAGUGGCGAUCGACUGGGACACAGAGUCAAAGAAACUGUGUUACGAUGAACAGGAAGCAGAGGCCUAUGAGAAGCAUGAGAGCAUGCUGCAGCCCCAAAAGAAGAAAGCCACUGUGGCUCUGAGGGAAUGCAUUGAGCUCUUCACAACAAUGGAGACACUUGGAGAACACGAUCCAUGGUAUUGUCCUACAUGUAAGAAACACCAACAGGCCACAAAAAAGUUUGACUUGUGGUCGCUGCCUCGCAUUCUGGUUGUUCACCUGAAACGUUUCUCCUAUAACCGGUGUUGGAGGGACAAGCUGGACACAGUUGUGGACUUCCCCAUCAGGGAUCUGAACAUGUCCGAGUUUGUGUGUGAUCCCAAGGCCGGCCCUUACACAUAUGACCUCAUUGCCGUGUCAAACCACUAUGGAGGAAUGGGAGGAGGUCACUACACAGCUUAUGGCAAGAAUAAAGUGGAUGGAAAGUGGUAUUACUUUGAUGACAGUAGUGUCUCGUCUGCCUCAGAGGACCAGAUUGUGACUAAAGCAGCCUACGUGCUGUUCUAUCAGCGCAGAGACGAGGAAGCCCCCUCCAAACCUCAGCCUUCGGCCUCACUGGGAGGAGCCCCCGAGGCAGCUGAUGACCACAUGGACACAAACUGAGGAGCCCUGACGGGAGGGGGGACACGCACUGAAAUGCAUACAGCAAAAUAGAGACACUUGGACACACACACAAAGCUACUUUAGUGACAGAGGACUCCACAGACUUAACAUUAUUAACCUUACCUUCCCCCGUAUUUUAUUUGAUUUUUGUCUUGUAUGUUGUCAACUAGAGCCAACAGCCUUGUCAGAAGAGUGACCUGAGAGACUUCCUCCCCGCCACGGGUGGCCUACUGAUGUCUGAAAAUAGUUUACUAGCCAAGAGGAAUGAAUAUAAAUGGAUAUAGAUCUUCUCACUGGAUGAACAGAUUGUUAGAAGUGCCCUCAAAUGCAUAGAUAAACAAAUGUCUCUGUUGCCCACAACAACAGUCAGAAAUAUAUAUAAAAAAAGCCAAAUGCACAUCUUGUUUUAACCAAAGCAUUUCAAGGUAUUUAUGAUAAAAAUGUACCAACUGUUAAGACAUUAGCGAGAUAACUGGCAUCGUGCCUAGAUUUAUCUCUGAUAAUCUCGCUGUGCUGAGGUAAAUGCAAACUCUAACAGUGUGAUGUGCACACAGAACAAUACAUGCCAUGCUUGUUGAAAGAAUUUCUGGGACUUUAUGCUCCCUGUGUAGAGUGGAUUACUGAUGGGGGAUCCUGCUGCUGCAGACUAGCUGUGUGCAGUUGUGCUACCGGCCUGCUGGGUCGGCGUUGCAAUCUAAACCGCAGAGGGAAUGUGUUCGUUUCAAGGUUUGUAACAUCUCGGGUCUUGACGUGAUUUGUGGCAGAAGCUGUUUUUUCGGCCUUGCUCUCGAUCAUCUUUUUUUUUCGUUCUUUGACGCACAGCAUGGGGCUCUUGCUGUCUCUCGGACCCUAAACUUAUGAGAGGAGUCUUACCCUGCUAAUGAUUUUUAUUUUCCUUUUUUUUGUAAUCACGAUGCAAAAGCGGCCUUUUGAUUCCUGCAACCUGACUAAAAAGGAGGCACUUUGAAUUCUCCAUGAGUACAUUAUCUACCUGCUUCUGGUGUAUCUAGACAUUACAGAAUUGUAUGGUUUGGCCUUAGCAUUAAGCGUAAUGGUCUCUCAUACACUUUCAGAUGAUUUUAAUGUGUCUUUUAAGCAUAUUUUGAUUGCUGCCUGAUUGGACCCCUAGCUCACCCGCAAUGGCUUGUCCUUAUUAGUCUUGUACAUUAAUGCAGCUCUGUAUUGAAAUGGCAAUGUUAUUUGAUAUCCUCAAAGCACACUGAGUGAAGCAAAAUAAACUAGUAUAAAAGUGGUGCUUUAUUCAUGAAACUUGAACUUGCUCCUAGUCAGGAACAAUCUACAUGUGUCAUCAGAUGGGGGCAGGACAGCAGUACCUUAAUGCCAUUUUGAGCCAAUUGUUUUCCCUUCAGUGAUCUUAGUACACUACUCAGCUGUUAAGUAAAAUGCAUAUGAAUUGUUUCUGGUGAUAGCAUAAGAAAACAAUCCCUUUGUUCUAUCUUACUAUAGUCCUCAUAGACACAAAAUUAUCACUAUUACCCUAAGCACAGUUGUAACAGGUGUCUUGAAUGUGAUGACUGAGUAUAAAAUAGAGUACAUUUACUUAUACUCAGUAUCAAAGGUCUAGUGAAACCAGUUGACAGAUAGUAUAAUGGAUCUACUCUUGUUUUGUGGCAUAAACUCUGGACUUUGUUGCAUAACAGCAUGUGGACAUGUAGGACCUCCAAGUGUCCUGUUUUUUUGCUGGUCGGUCCUACUGUCAUUAUGUUGUCCAGAGAUGGCUACGUAAAUAUAAUCAUUUAUGCCUAUGAUUAGAAAAGCUUUACAUCAUAUCUGUAAUCCUAGAUACUUAGCUGAAAACACAAUUCAGCUUCCCCCUAAAUCAUGACAGCAAUUCUAACUCAAAGAUAAAUGAAGAGAUGUAAAUAAUCACACUAUUUUAAAUAGGUGUAUAAAUUCUUGUCCUCAUAUUUAUCUUAUUGCCGAUAUCUACAGUAUUUGUUUUUAAACUGAGAAAUAUUUGAAUUCAAAGAACAAUAAAGACUGGAAGCCUCAACAA